UGUUAUGUUCCUGCGGAAUUACUGAUUUCUACACGCAGUAUUGUAUUUCAGUAUUGAACUUUUUCACCGGUACCUGCUUUAUUGCAGAGAACUAACGUCAGUCAUGGUUGUGAAGAAAAAAACACCUAAAGUGGAGGCUGUAGUUUUGGAUGAUGUCAAGCUGAAGAGCCUGACAGAUUCCUUAUCUGUGGAGGGGGACAGUAGAUUAAUAGAGCUUGCUCAAGUUCUGAAGGACAGUUUAUCUUCACCAGACCCAGUUGAGCAGAUCCAGCUCAUCUCUAAGGCAGGCGUCAUGUUGGAGCAGUUGAGAGAGGAUGAAUCCUCUACAGGUCCUUUACUGCAUUCCUGCCUGGGCACACUAGCGUUCCUGUAUACCACACUGCCAGCUAAGAACCCGCUUAAGAGAGCUGUAGCAAGUGCACUACGUAGUGGCCCAGAUUGGCUGGAGGAGAAAACGGUUGGAUGUCUGUCUGAGUGCCUGUCUUCCUCUCUCUCCUUUACGAAUACAGAUCACUUCUCACACCUAACAGAUAGCAUCACUUCCUGUCUGGAUGGCUUUAAAAUUGGUGAGAAAUGUGUUCAUCGCUUGCUAACAGAAGUCCUCCACUUCUUCCAAAGGACUUUAAAUUAUUAUGUGGAGCAGAACAGGGGUCUGGCGGGUCGUCAUGUAGCCCAGGCUCAGCUGAUGCAGUCCUGUCUGGCAGUGGUGAAGGCCUCAAUGCUGGUGGUUCAGAGAUCUCAGGAACCCAUUAGUUCUGCAAUGCUUUCAGCUUCAAGUGACCAAUCUGAUCUGCAUCAAGUUCUCUGUGGACUACUGAACUGCUAUACAUGGAUCUUGACUGAUGAGGAGUUUCUUCAGACGGUCCAGAGCACUGCUGGGAUGGCUGUUGUUUUGCUUAUUAGAUCUAUUAUGGUGAAUGGAGAUGAUGUACCAGUUAUAGUUGCCGGUCUCCUGCAGUGUUCAGUGGAUGCAGGCGACACUGUCCCCCAGUGGUUGAGGCUGAGCUGUGCAGGUCUGUAUGACAGCAGCAGGCCUGCAGCUGUGGCUCUGUAUCUAAGUCAUGGAGCUCUGGCUAUGCUCAGCUGGAGAGGAAAGACUCAUAGUCCACAGAUAGAGAAACUGCUGCUGCUCAUACCUGAAGUGCUCCUGUCUCUAGAUACAAGAGUUAAGGAGUCCAGUACAGUGAUGGUAGUGGCUCGGGUUUUGACGCUCUGGAGCGGACUAGUGGUUGAAUGCGUCCAGGUCGACACGUGUCCCCCUCUCCUUCGCUCGUCUCUGGUCGGAGGCUCUCCUCUAAUUUCACGCCUUCACCACCACAUCUAUGCCCACUGGGAACACCCGCUGGAUGGUGUCCGCCACCAGAUGCGUACCCUGUUCCAAAACCUUCUCAAGAUCCACCAGCAUUGCAGUGAUCACAAGUCCGAUCCCACCACCGACCCUUAUAUCAGCCAGCUCACCCGGGACCUUCUAGCACUGGAGUGGCAUAUGAAAGGGAAGUAUGGCACACUGGCCUGCCUGGUGGAGCACUUGGGUGCAGAGUAUCUACUCAAGCUUGAUGGAGGACUUCCAUCCAGACUGCUGGGUCUGAUGGGGGAUCAGACACUGGCACCGUACGCCAGCGACCUUCUGGAGAAGUUGUUUGUCAGUCAUAAGGCCCAACUAUGUGUCCGAUUUAAGGAUGGGCAUGGGUGGAUAGAUGGAUGGCACAAGGUUUGGGUGACACCUCUGCUGCAGGUGCUGUGUACAGCCCGAUUGGAUCAAACCACUUAUAUCCUAGACUACUUCCUGCCCAAACUGCUACGCUGCAACCCCUCCAGCCUUAGCCACAUGGUACAGGCCCUGCAGGAGAUGCCGUCUUGCACUGAGGGGGCUGGUAGCAGAGGUGCGUUGGGGGCUCUAAUGACGUGUCUGCGUGCUGCCCGGUCUCAGGGGGUUCUCAGGACUGAUGAGGAAGAACUGUGGGGUGGCUUGGUGUCCCUCCCACUAAUGCGACAGGCUCUGGUGCACAAACAUGAUCAGGUGCGAAUGGAUGCUCUGGGUUUGCUAUGUGAAAGCCAUCGUAGCACAGAAAAACUUUCCAGACAAGAAAUGGAGCUGAUCCGUCACUUCUUGCCUUUUAAUCUGAACAGUCAGUCACCAGGUGUCAGACAGCAGACCAUCAGUCUGUUAAAGAAGCUCUUGUGUAGGGUGAAGGACAGUGCUCAGCUUCUGCAAAAGAGACAGGAACAGCGUGAGAACGACAGAGAUCAGCAAGUCCUCAACAUGUACCAGGAGUUCCUGCGCUGGUUCUGUGAGACUCUAUUUCAGGUGCUUCAUCCAGGAGCCUCGUUUUCCAGGUGUUUGAUGGCUCUGCACCUGCUGCUGCUGAUCUCUGAACUCUUUACCUUUAGCACAGGCUCUGUUGGCUUUGCUCUUGGAGAGUCAGUAAGUGUAGCUCAUGCCCAAGCUGUGCUGUACUGCCUUGCAAACAACUUUCUUGAAGUCAAACAGCUCGCCUGCAACCUCUUACAAAAACUGCCCCCUGCUGCAGUGCAGCUUCAGGAGCCGGAGAGGCUGCAGUCUUUGCUUCAGGUUGCUCUGAACCUCAGUACCAGCACCAAACCCUUCGACAGCGUCACUGCUGCUCAUCUUCUCAAUCUGCUCCUGCACCAGCCGGGUCUACAAGACGCGUUACUCAGCUGUAUUCAAGCGCAGAACAUCCCUCUCCGGCCACCAGCACUGAACCAGUCCCAGGUGCCUGAGGCGUCCACUCUGGAGCAGAACACCUUGGCAGUGGUGCAGUGGCUGAUGAUUUGUCUAAAGGAAGAGAUUUUGAAGGCAGAGUCGUCUCUUCUGCAAGCUUCUGCUUGCUGUCCUUUAUAUGGCAGAGCUCACUGCAUCACUGCAGUACUCCAACAGCUCAACACUGGAUCACUUGCGCUGCUGUCUCAAUGGAGGGCUGUUGUGUCAGAGCUCAUAGGCCUGUGCUACAAGAUGUCUGAUGUUGUGUCACCUGUGGUUCAGAGCUCUUCCCCCGAGGGCCUCAUUCCCAUGGAUACAGAGUCUGAGACCUCUGCUGACCUACAGAAAAUCCUGCAGGAGAUUCAACCCCGUGACUCAAACGACUUUUUCACCAGUGCCAGAGAGCUGGACCCCAGUGAGACCGGCCAUAACAGUGAGCAGAAAGAGCCAGAGAACGAAGUUCAUAGACAACAAAUCUGUAACACUGGUGGCAGUGAUGGAGAGGCCUAUCGAGUCACCGCUCAGAUGGUGCUGGUGUGUUGCUGGAGGACCAUGAAAGAGGUGUCCAUGUUACUGGGUCAUAUGUGUCAGAGCAUGAGCCUGUAUUGUCCUCUCACACACCCUGACAGCAGAGGAGUCAUCACGGAGGACCAGGUGGAAGGUGUGGGCAAGUACUUUCGGGAGCAGCUGCUGCAGUCUCGUCACAGGGGGGCGUUUGAACUGGCCUAUGUGGGAUUUGUUCGGCUUACUGAGAUGCUCUGCAGGAGUGGGAGUACUACACUCCAGCAGCUGCCAGCACAUUGGCUGAAGGAGGUUCUUGAAGAAGUAAAAUCCAGUGACCCCUCCUCUAAACUGUGUGCUACCCGCCGCAGUGCGGGAGUACCCUUCUAUAUCCAGGCCCUGCUGUCUUCUGAGCCUAAAUCAUCCAGCUGUGGACUCCUGAAGAUGACCAUGACGUCUCUGACGGCAUUGGCCAUGCCAUCUAACGAUGGAGCUACUGAAAGCAGCACUGUGCCACAGGUCCAUGCUCUGAACAUCCUGAGGGCUUUGUAUCGAGAUACACGUCUGGGGGAGAACAUUGUGCCGUUUGUGUCAGAGGGCAUGCAAGCUGCUAUCCUAGGUUUCACUUCUCCUGUGUGGGCCGUGAGGAACUCCUCGACUCUCCUGUUUAGCACUCUGAUUACAAGGAUAUUCGGGGUGAAGAAGGGAAAAGAUGAGCACUCCAAAAAGAACAGGAUGACCGGCCGAGAGUUUUUCACCCGUUUUCCUGCCCUCUAUCCUUUCCUUCUUAGUCAGCUACAGGAAGCUGCAGCCUCUGUGAACAGUGAUUCAGGACAGGUGAAACUGCACCCCAGUCUUUUCUUGUUGUUGUUGGUUUUGGGUCGUCUCUACCCAUCUCCUAUGGAUGGUUCAUCAUCUCCUCUGGGUUUAGCUCCCUUUAUGCCCUUAAUUAUCAGGUGUGGUCGCUCAGCAGUGUACCGCACACGUGAAAUGGCUGCGAGAGCCCUGGUUCCUUUCGUUCUGGUAACUCAAGUUCCCUCCACUAUCCAAACUCUACUGGAAGAGCUGCCUGAAGAACCUGGACCAGGAAUCCAACAAAACCACAUACAUGGAACAUUGCUUCAGGUGCUGUCGUUGUUACGAUCCUACCUGACGGACACGCACAGACCCCAGUCAGAAAAUGCACAGGACUGUGACCUUGCCAGUGCCAUUUUUUCACGGCUGUGGCUCGGCACAAGGCGUAAUCUGUGUCUGGUAACACGUGGUGCGUUUCUAGACCUGCUGGGCUGUCUUUGUGGAUGUAUUCCAGUUCCUGUGUCAGAGUCUCCGCUGAAGAAACUACGUGAGGAAACUCUGCAUAUCCUUAUGGCCUCAGAACUUGUGGCCCCUCAGGGACCUGACGACAUAGACCUCUCAGUGCCUGGAGCCGCACAGUACCUGCAGAGUCUGGCUCACAUAGCUAUCAGUGUCUGUGUGGAAUCACCUCACCUCUGGGAAUGUCCUGAGGCUGACGGGUUUCAGAGAGACCUCCUGGAACGGCUGCUACAGUGCCCACACUAUGAGGUUCGGCUGUUUGCCCUGGAACAGUUCCUCAAGAGACUUCAGAGGACCGAGGACAAGUCUCAGCAUUGUGAUCAGGGACCUUUGCCCUUUGAACUCAGUGUGUCCAGCCUAACCUCUUUGGCCCUUCAUGAGACAUACCCGGCGUGUCAAGCUAAGGUUUUGCAAGUUCUUGCUGUCCUCCCACUUUCUUCCCUGCUGCCCUGGAGAGAUGGGAUGAUGUCUUUGAGCUGUCAGGAGGUUCUAGAGCAUCUGCUGACACUGCUUGAGACCUCUACAUGCAGUGUGGAGCUCUACUGUGCCACUCUCUCCCUAACGUCUCGGCUGGUGGUGCACCUGGCUCAAUCAACGCCGCAGCAGGAGCUCAGUGAGGCUGCAGUGGUCUGUCUGAGCAGAUGGGGGGCGCUGGUCCUGCAGAGCUGUGGUGAAGAGCAACCUGCAGAAGUCAAACUCAUGUCAGCUGAGGUGCUGGUGAAGGCUGUCCCCACCUUACUGACGGCGCCAGCUUUGCCUCUGGGUAUCACACUCACUGUGGCGCUGUGGAAGUGUCUGUUUACAUUAUUACAGGACGAAGAUCAGGACGUCAGGGACAGGGCGGCUGACUUCACCUGCUACAUACCAACCCAUUUGCACAACACAGGUGUUGCCACGGGUGCCGUCUCUCCUCCGGUUGCCCUGGAGAUGGGGCUGGGUCUUUUGUGCCUGCUCUUCCAGAUGUGGGACCAUGUUGCUGCUGGUGUGGUGAACUUGAUAGAAUGGCUCCUGGGAGAUGAACAAUUGGAUGCAAAUUGCGCUGAAUCACCAGAUUUGGAUGAAGAGUUCCUCUUUGAGAAGGGAGAUCUUAACCUGUGGGCAGAGCCUUUGUUGUGGGCACGGAUGUUGCACGGACACCUCUCUGCGCUCUUAAAAGUGGCAUAUUCACCUGGCGUAAGAGCCACCGAGCUGGACCGACUGUCAGCUAUUGCAAACAGCAAUUUCCUCACUGCUCAGAGUUCAAUGAAAGCCCUCCCUGUGCUGUUCCAGUUUUCAGCCACCAUUGUGUAUGGCAAGACAACAUUGCUGAAAGAGAGAACAUCACUCGCUCAGAGUCUUCUGGAAACACUUUUUGGAUGACUGUGAAAUAUACAUAACACAGGGGUUGUUGUUGAUUAAAUCUAUUUUAAUCUCUCAGUGGUUUCCUGGUUUGCAUGCAGGCAUGAACACUAUUUUUUAUGCUUAUUUGAUGUGGUUUUAAUUUUUGUACAAUGUGUUCGUGAUGCUGACAAUCUGAGAGGUUUUACUUUCCUCAGCUUUCUUUUCAAUGUCACAUUUUCACACAUUGUGGUAUUUGAGCAAACUGUUGAAUUUACUGCACAGCUUCACUUUUUUUAGUAAAAUGAAUUGUGCAUAUUAUGCAACUAGAUAAAUGUACGUGUGAGGAACAGUCUGGUGUCUGUUUAAGUAGACAGCUGGGCUGCCUUUAGGGACCUGUAGUUGCACCGGUCCCUUUUGAACUGUAAAACAAUGUAAUAUUUAGGAAUGUCAGCAGCCUAUUCCUCCCACACAUGGGGUGGGUAAAACCACGUAUUUACCAUUCCCCUCAGCAGGAUCAGGAGGGUUUUUCAUAGACGUGCUUUCCUAAAACUGUGACAAUGGAAUUGAAAUGCUGUAUGGUACUGCAGAGAUGUGCAAUGGGAACUGGUGGAGGAAAAGAACAUCAUGCACUGUGAAGUGAAUUAUAUUUUUUACUUUUAUAUUUGUGCCUGUAGGUGGCGCCCAAACCUUUCUUAACAAUGAUAAACAUUGAGCCCGUUAGGGGGCAGUAUUGUACUUUUUAUUAACUUGUAGUUUCUUGGAGGGAUUUGAUUUUCAAUGUUACGAAGCAGCUUGGUAAAAUAUUCUUAUUAUGUGCAUUUUCUGUUUUAAUAAAGGACACAACGCAAAAGCAAUGUAUAAAUAA
This is a messenger RNA of Pimephales promelas (fathead minnow), 6722 nucleotides long. RefSeq names its product THADA armadillo repeat containing (gene thada). The record is from RefSeq and is a predicted model, not a curated record. Gene Ontology annotation, biological process: tRNA methylation. Gene Ontology annotation, cellular component: cytosol. NCBI's taxonomy places the organism in Eukaryota, Metazoa, Chordata, Actinopteri, Cypriniformes, Leuciscidae.